Messenger RNA from Pectinophora gossypiella (pink bollworm), 2518 nucleotides. RefSeq names its product IDLSRF-like peptide. The record is from RefSeq and is a predicted model, not a curated record. NCBI's taxonomy places the organism in Eukaryota, Metazoa, Arthropoda, Insecta, Lepidoptera, Gelechiidae. The transcript has 5 exons. Gene Ontology annotation, molecular function: protein binding. The coding region runs from base 116 to 712 and encodes 198 amino acids.
CUCCGUUGCAGUCUGGCUCCAGCGGUCUAGCUAGACGGUUGCGCCGCGGUGUCCCUGUCCAACUAGAAUACGUCACUCAUCUUUCAACGUGCUGGGCUGCUAAAUCCUUAAAGGGAUGUCGUCGUGCCGUGUGGCGGCGUGCGUGGCCGCGCUUGUGGCUCUGUGCUGCGCGUUGCCACACACCGUGUUUGCGCUCGACCUGAACCGCCUCUACGGCCAUCACACCAAACGAUCUGAAUAUUGUCACCCUUAUGAACCAUUCAAGUGUCCCGUUGACGGCAAUUGCAUUUCUAUCCAAUACCUCUGCGAUGGAGCCCCGGACUGCAUUGAUGGGUACGACGAAGAUUCUAAGCUGUGCACUGCAGCUAAGCGUCCUCCUGUAGAGGAAACUGCAUCUUUCCUCCAGUCGCUGCUGGCAUCCCAUGGACCUAACUAUCUGGAAAAACUAUUCGGAAGCAAAGCAAGAGAUGCUCUGGAACCGCUAGGCGGCGUCGAGAAAGUAGCUAUCGCUUUAUCAGAAUCUCAAACCAUAGAAGAUUUCGGCGCCGCUCUUCAUCUGAUGAGGUCCGAUCUGGAACACCUGCGCUCUGUCUUCAUGGCUGUCGAAAAUGGUGACCUCGGCAUGCUUAAAUCUCUUGGCAUCAAGGAUUCUGAACUCGGCGAUGUUAAAUUUUUCCUAGAGAAGCUGGUAAACACCGGCUUCCUCGACUGAAUAGCACCGGAGUCUGCCUCUGAUUACUACCACGUCGUCCAAUUUGCACCCAUCAGCUCAUCCUUCUACAGUUACCUUCCAUACGACUCCAUUAAAUACAGGAGAAAGUAAUACCGUCCCCUCUGCUUCCCUAAAAUCCCGUGAGAAUGGUGCGUAUGUCCAGUAAUUAUUCAGCAAUGAGUUGAGGAAUACUUAUUAGUUCCCAGAUUGAUAUCUACUACCGGCCACGUAGACUCGAUCUGACCUAAUAUCUCCUCUGCAUAUUUAUAUAAAUUCGGUAUUAGCGACUUUUUACGGCGGUUAUCAUUUCAUAUCAAUUUAGAUUAUUUAUUUCAUCACUGUCUGUGUGUAUUUGCUUCUGUUUAUAUUAAUUUACAAGCUGAAGUUAUGGAUCAGGGGUAAAUCUCGCGUCUUUAUCUUUCAAAGUACAUACAAGCGCAAAUUAUGUUUUUGAUGUCCGCGUAAGACUGUGAUUUAGUAUUAUCUCUUUUCGGACGUCGGAAUAUCAAAAAUAUACUUAUUAUUGGCAUACAUAUAUGUACUAAGAAUGAUAACCCUGACAAUAACUCAAAUUUCGAUCGAUCCUUUAAAUUGUGUGUGUGACUAUCACGAAUGUUUCGAUAUCCCCUACCGCCCACAGCAGUGGGUAGUAUCCAACUUUACCUUUUUCACUAAUUAUAUAAUCAGAGGCGACUCCAUUUAACGUCUGCGUCCAUUCUAAGCGAGAUAUAAAGCUAAAAGUCGGCCAAUUACGUUCGAGUGUGAAAUUUUCUUAGAUUAUAAAAUUUAAAAAAAAUCGUUGAAAGAAUGUAUGCGCUUUAUAUCUGGCUUUUAGAAAAAUCCAGAAUAGGACCAUGGAUACAUUUAUUAUAAACUUAGCAGUAGGUAAAAAACAUAUCAUAGAUUAUAGCCAAUAGUUGAUAAAGUAAUUACCUAUUUUAAUAUGAUCGAUAUUGUAGUGUUUAUGAAACAUUUUGUAAACCCUUUUAGUAGGUACUUUGCCAUUUAAACUAUAUCAAAUUAGAGGCAUGCUAAACGGUGCUGCACUUGAUUCCCGAAACAUAUCAAAAUUAUGUGAUUUUAAAUGAUAGAUUUAUGGAUACUGUUAUAAUAUAAAUUGUAAUUUGAAGAGUAAUAAGGCUAUUUUCAAAUCAAUUUCUUUAAGAAUUUGAUACAAAAUUGAUCAUUAUAAUUUCGACGUACCUAUCUUUUCUCGGUGUAUAUUACGUAAGUAGUAAAACUUUUGUCAAAUGCGGGCUAAAGAACAACGAAAUAGUUGAUUAAGUGCCACUUUGUAAAGUGAAAUAGUGUGUACAAAGGUGUGCAAAAUAAUAUCUUAUCUCGCGUACUUGGUGUAAUGUCGUAAUUUAAUACAAAUAUAUAAUUAUUGGUUUUGUAUUCGGAAAUUGGAAUUACCUAUUAUGUCAUGUCAGGAUCGCAAAGAAAACGCCUGUAUUUGUCAGAAGUUAUAUGAACCAUACAUAUCUAUUGCCAAAUCUUAAAAUUUCAAUUACAUACAUGUAAUUUCAAUGUAUUACCUGUAGAUUCCGACACUUACGUAUAAACACGAAUAUAGAUACCGUAGUGAUACAUUACACCUACGUAGGUAUUUACCACUAUAGUCGCUUAACUUAUAGAUUGGUCAAAACAAAAGUCACUUGCGUCAGAUCUUUAUAGAUUAAGUAUCAAUCUAUUGUAAUGUCUUCACAAGACUAUCUUUGAGCUCUGUUAGUCAAUACAGUGUGUUUAAAACUAAGUGUAAGCUUAUUGUACUUACAUAACAAGUCAAUAAACUAAUCAUCUUCA